Molecule: messenger RNA, 3021 nt
Organism: Lethenteron reissneri (Far Eastern brook lamprey)
Lineage: Eukaryota; Metazoa; Chordata; Hyperoartia; Petromyzontiformes; Petromyzontidae
Gene: KLHL26
Product: kelch like family member 26
Molecular function (GO): protein binding
Source: RefSeq, a predicted model, not a curated record
GGGAGGGGGGCAGCCCAUUCUCAGUCACGUGACACGGACGGGGCAAGAUGGCGGAGUCUGGGGCAGGAGGAGUGGAGUUCGCGAUGGAGCCGAGCUGCGCAGACCUCGGAGGCGGCGGCGGCGGCAGCAGCCCAUCUAAUGGCAAGACUGAAAACACACGAUAUCUGCACAAUCCAUCAACCCGCAUGAGGGUAGCUGGCUUGUUGACGCUAAUCAAUGCGGGGCUGGAUCAUUACGCGCUCUCGCCUGUGACAUUGAGAGCUGACGCAACCCCCCGUCCCUACUUCCCUCCUCACGCAUCUCUUGCCCCUCCUCCGCACACCGGGUCCCCUCGGGCGUCUCCCGCGCUGACAGCGCGACGGAGCGGCCGAGCCUGCUGCGCCGCACGUUCACGGCGGCCGGGUACAGCGGCUGCCUGCUGCGCGGGCUGGCGGCGUUGCGCGACAACGGGCAUCUCCUGGACGUGACGCUGCUGGUGGAGAACGCGUCGUUCCGCGUGCACCGCGCCGUGCUCGCCGCCUGCAGCGACUACUUCAGGGCCAUGUUCACGGGCGGCAUGCGCGAGGCGAGCCAGCGCGAGAUCGAGCUGCAGGGGCUGUCGGCGCGCGGGCUGCAGCACAUCCUGGACUUCGCCUACUGCGGCGAGGUGACGCUGGACAUGGAGUGCGUGGAGGACGUACUGGGCGCCGCAGUCUUCCUGCAGAUGGCGCCCGUCGUGGGGCUCUGCGAGGACUUCCUCAAGUCGGCGAUGAGCGUGGAGACGUGCCUUGGCGUGGGCCAGAUGGCGACAGCGUUCAGCCUCGCCUCGCUCAAGGAGUCGGUCGACGCGUUCACCUUCACGCACUUCCUGCAGAUCGCCGCCGAAGAUGACUUCCUGCAUUUGCCGCUCGACCGCCUCGUCUUCUUCCUGAGGAGCAACCGGCUGCAGUGCUGCUCCGAGGUGGAUCUUUUCCAAGCGGCGAUUCGCUGGCUCCGGCACAGCGAGGGGCGGCGGCGCGUGGCGCCCGAUGUCCUCGCCCACGUGCGCUUUCCGCUCAUGAGCUCGGUGCAGCUUGUCGAUCACGUGCAGCCCGUGGACAUCAUGAUGGAGGACCCCACUUGCCGCAGCUUCCUACUCGAGGCCUUCAACUUCCAGGUGCUGCCCUUCAGACAGCACGAGAUGCAGAGCCCGCGCACAGCCAUCCGCUCGGACCACGUCUCGCUGCUCACCCUGGGCGGGACGCCCUACAUCGACCUGGACCGCUCAGUGAGCACCAAGGUCCACUUCCUCCCAGACAGCUCCUCCCGACACUUCAAGGAGCUCUCAGAGAUGGCGGUGGGCUGCAGCCACCCGUGCGUGGCCGUGCUCGACAACUUUGUGUUUGUGGUCGGGGGGCAGCAGGUGCAGUACCGCAGCGGUGAGGGCGCCGUCAGCGACUGCUUCCGCUACGACCCGCACCUCGGCAAGUGGCUGCGCCUGCAGCCCAUGCAGGACGCCCGAAUACAAUUCCACCUGGGGGCGGUCGACGGCGCCCUGUACGCCGUGGGCGGGCGCAACCGCACGGGCAGCCUGGCGUCUGUGGAGCGCUACUCACCCAAGGACAACCGCUGGCUGUACGUGAGCGCGCUGAAGCGGCGCACGUGGGGCCACGCGGGCGCCACGCUGGGCGGGCGACUCUACGUGGCGGGCGGCUACGGCAUCCCGGGCGAGGACAGGCGCGCGCUCCAGUACUACGAGCCGUCGCGCGACGCCUGGGAGUUCCGCGCCCCCAUGAGCGAGGCGCGUGUGCUGCACUGCAUGGCGGCGGCAUGGGGACGCUUGUACGCGCUGGGGGGGCGCGCCGACCAGGUGGAGCGCUGCUACGACGUGCUGGCGGCAGAGUGCUACGUGCCGGAGGCCGACCAGUGGACGGCCGUGACGCCCAUGCGGACGGGCCAGUCGGAGGCCGGCUGCGCCCUGCUGGGGGACCGCAUAUACGUGGUGGGCGGAUACAACUGGCGGCUCAACAACGUGACGAGCCUGGUGCAGGUGUACAACGUCGAGACGGACGAGUGGGAGAGGGACUUGCACUUCCCGGCGUCGUUUGCCGGAGUGGGCUGCGCUGCUGCCAUCUUGCCGCAGCACGAGUUUGCGGGCGACGACGCUUAGAGGCCAAGCCUGGUGGGGUAAUGCGCGGGGGGUGGCGACAAGGCUGGCAGCGACGCAUGAGGAUGAAGAGUGUUGAAACAAAACUUUACACGACUCUGUGUGGGCAAGUCGUUAAAACUGUGAUGUGGUGAUUUAAAAUCAACCUUUUUUUUGGAAUGUAAGACAUUACGUUUACUGACUGGAAAUAGCUAACUGUUACGUUUUAUUUUGUAAGAAAAUAGGUUAAGUCAAUUUCCUCGGUUCAUUCCAUUUGUAUCAAAUGGUUAUCUUGGUGGUUAUGUCACUUUUAAUAACUGAAUCCAAACACUGUUUGCUUGAGGUACAAUCCCAAAACCAAAGCUUCCCUUGCCGAUAUACACAACUACUCACCGCUACAGUAACAUGAAUAAUAAGUGCUUUAAAAAUGUUGGCAUAAAAUGCGCUUAAUGACAAGGGUUCCACAUAAGCACCCAUUGGCAUAUUGCCUACAAAGUAUGAAUUCACUGGCAGUUCAACUGUACCCAGCAGCAUUGAAAUUAUUAUUGAACCAGCAAUGCAUGUGUAAAUAUACAUCAAUUGUAAUUAUGAUUAAUACAAACUGGUGGGUUGAAUCCUUACAUGCCUUAGUCUUUUGUUUUCGAUGUGAAGGGGGCAGUCCAGUGGAGUACAAGGGCAUUGGAAGGUGGGUGUUCUCCCCAAGAGGGAGCUCGCACAAGCUGGCAGCAGACGAGUCUGCAUGUGAGCAUGAGCACACCCUUACUGUUCUGUCCAUGCCUUGACUGCAGACACUGCACAGCAUGAAGUUCAAAGAGGUUUGUUGUGCAUGUGUACUGCAUUUUCAGGCUUUUUGAAAUGAUUGUUGGUUUUGUACAGUUGUAUAAAUGGUUUUGAAUUCAAUUAAAGCAAUAAAACAA